Messenger RNA from Staurois parvus, 2233 nucleotides. The record is from the annotation of a GenBank genome assembly. Lineage: Eukaryota; Metazoa; Chordata; Amphibia; Anura; Ranidae.
ACAGGCUUCACCUGCCGAUCACUAUCAAUGUCUUCCGCCAUGCUUUCAAGAACGCAUGUGAACUAUGAAGUCAAAAAAGAUGUCGCCGUUGUCCGCUUUAACACCCCAAAUUCUAAGGUGAACACCCUGUCCAAGCAGGUGCAGAGUGAAUUUGGUGACGUCAUGAAUGAAGUCUGGGCCAACGAUGCUGUGAAAAGUGCUGUCCUGAUCUCCAGCAAACCAGGCUGCUUCAUCGCCUGGGGCCGAUAUCAACAUGAUUGAAACCUGUAAGAGUGCACAAGAAGUCUCACAGUUGUCUGCCGAGGGUCAGAAAAUGUUUGAAAAACUUGAAAAGUCCCCAAAACCCAUAGUGGCUGCAAUCAAUGGAUCGUGCUUGGGAGGAGGCCUGGAGGUGGCCAUUGCUUGCCAAUACCGUGUGGCUACAAAGGACAAAAAGACGGUUCUAGGUACUCCCCCGGAGGUCCUCCUGGGGUUGCUGCCAGGAGCUGGGGGCACUCAGAGGCUGCCCAAGAUGGUUGGGAUACCUGCUGCCUUUGACAUGAUGCUAACUGGCAAGAACAUUCGUGCUGACCGUGCCAAGAAGAUGGGUCUUGUAGACCAACUUGUGGAUCCACUGGGACCUGGUCUGAAAAGCCCUGAAGAACGGACUAUGGAUUAUCUGGAGGAAGUUGCAGUGGACUUUGCCAGGGGAUCGCCAACAAGAAAAUUUCACUGCAGAAGCAGAAGGGACUGAUAGCAAAGAUCACAGACUAUGUCAUGUCCAUCCCCUUUGUAAGGCAGCAGAUCUACAAGACCGUGGAGAAGAGAGUCCUGAAACUGACCAAGGGCCUGUACCCGGCUCCCCUGAAAAUCAUUGAGGUGGUGAAGACAGGAUUGGAUACGGGUUCUGAGGCUGGAUAUCUGGCAGAGUCAAAGAGCUUUGGUGAGCUAGCAAUGACCGGCGAAUCAAAAGCUCUGAUUGGACUCUACCAUGGACAGGUUCAGUGCAAAAAGAAUAAAUUUGGCGCUCCGCAGAAAGAAGUCAAAAAUUUGGCCAUCCUGGGCGCUGGUCUGAUGGGAGCUGGUAUUGCUCAGGUCUCUUUGGAUAAAGGUAUCAAGACCAUUUUGAAGGAUACAACGGUGGAAGGUCUGGGCAGAGGACAGCAGCAGGUCUUCAAAGGCCUGAAUGACAAGGUGAGGAAGAGGACUCUGACCUCCUUUGAGAGGGACAGCGUGAUGAGUAACCUGACGGGACAGAUGGACUAUAAGGGCUUUGAGACUGCAGACAUGGUGAUUGAGGCCGUCUUCGAGGACAUUAAAAUCAAACACAAAGUGCUGCAGGAAGUGGAGGCUGUUGUCCCCCCUCACUGUAUAUUUGCCAGUAACACAUCCGCCCUUCCAAUUGGUCAGAUCGCUGCAGCCAGUAAAAGACCAGACAAGGUGAUAGGAAUGCACUAUUUCUCCCCUGUGGAUAAGAUGCAGCUAUUAGAAAUAAUCACUACAGAUAAAACCUCCCAGGACACAGCAGCCUCCGCUGUAGCUGUUGGGCUGAAGCAGGGCAAAGUCAUCAUCGUGGUGAAGGAUGGGCCAGGAUUUUAUACCACAAGGUGUCUGGGCCCCAUGAUGGCAGAAGUUGUGCGAGUUCUACAGGAAGGGGUUGCCCCCAAGAAACUGGAUGCUCUUUCCACUGGAUUUGGGUUCCCAGUGGGUGCCUCUACUCUGGCUGAUGAAGUCGGGAUUGACGUGGCAGCUCAUGUGGCAGAAGAUCUAGGAAAAGCUUUUGGCGAGCGCUUUGGAGGAGGCAACAUUGAAUUGUUGAAAGCCAUGGUGCAGAAGGGAUUCCUGGGCCGUAAAUCCGGGAAAGGCUUCUACAUCUACCAGCAGGGAGUGAAGGACAGAGCCAUCAACUCUGGUACAGAGGGAACUUCUGGCGAAAUUCAAGCUGCAGGCCAGACCUGAAGUCUGCACCGAUGAGGACAUCCAACUGCGUCUGGUCACCCGGUUUGUGAAUGAAGCCAUCAUGUGCUUGCAGGAAGGAAUCUUGAGCAAUCCAGUUGAGGGAGAUAUCGGUGCUGUGUUUGGCCUGGGCUUCCCGCCAUGCCUUGGAGGUCCAUUCAGAUACACGGACGCCUAUGGAGCAAAGCGUAUUGUGGAGAAGAUGAGGAAAUAUGAAAGCGUGUACGGAAGUCAGUUCACCCCCUGCCAGCUCCUGCUUGACCACGCCAAUGACCCCAGCAAGAAGUUCCACCACUAA